UAUAUUAACCUCAGCUCUUCUUUCUUCACUACUCACUCACCCACUUCAUUUUAACAUUAUUCACUCUAAACAACAAAACUCAUUCUCUCUCUCUCUCUCUCUCUCGUUCUCUUAUGUACGUGCUUAAACCGCGUAGCUACUGAGAAGUCCAAAACCAGCUUAACUAGCUAAAAUUUAUAGUAACACUACUACUAUUACACUAUUUUCAACGGAGUCAAGUAAUGGGUGAGUGUGAGCCGGUUAACUCGGAGUACGAGUCAAGUACCAACUCAUCCUCAUCCCCAUCCACUCGUACUCCGUCGACGUCAUCAUCAUCAUCUGGGUUAGCUCAGGCUCAGAACCCGUCAGAGGAUAAUGAAAUGGGUUCACCUGAUCCGGACCCAGACCCGAAAGGGGAAAAGAAACGAGCCAGAGACAGUAGCAAGCACCCGGUUUACAGAGGGGUCCGAAUGAGAACAUGGGGCAAAUGGGUGUCCGAAAUCCGAGAGCCCAGGAAGAAAAAUCGGAUCUGGCUUGGAACAUUCUCGACCCCAGAAAUGGCAGCCCGGGCCCACGACGUAGCAGCGUUGAGCAUCAAGGGAAACUCGGCCAUCCUUAACUUCCCCGAACUAGCCGGGUCACUGCCCCGACCCGCUUCCAACUCGCCCCGAGAUGUCCAAGCCGCUGCUUCCAAAGCGGCUUCUAUGGUCGACUUCGACAUUCCCAAAACGAAAACGACGUCGUCGUCAUCGUCAUCGUCCACGUCAUCAACGAGUGACGUGUCGACACCAGAAGAGCUGAGCGAGAUAGUAGAGUUGCCGAGCCUGGGGACGUGUUACGACUACGAGCUGAGUAACGAUUUCGUGUUUAUUGACUCAGUGGAUGGAUGGGUGUACCCUCCACCGUGGUACCACAGCCACAGCCACAGCAGCAGCAUUGAUGAAUGCGGUGGGUAUUUUAGGGAUCAAAUAACUGAGACUGUGAUUCCGAGUACCUUCGACUUCGAGGCUUUAUUGUGGGAAUAUUAAAAUGACUAUAACCAUAAUAAUACCCAUUUCAUUGCUCUUUUUUGAAGUAGCUCUAUUUUUUGUGUGUGAG
Quercus lobata is the source of this 1077-nucleotide messenger RNA. RefSeq names its product ethylene-responsive transcription factor TINY-like. The transcript has a single exon. NCBI's taxonomy places the organism in Eukaryota, Viridiplantae, Streptophyta, Magnoliopsida, Fagales, Fagaceae. Gene Ontology annotation, biological process: regulation of DNA-templated transcription. The record is from RefSeq and is a predicted model, not a curated record. Gene Ontology annotation, molecular function: DNA-binding transcription factor activity; DNA binding. Bases 222 to 1007 code for a protein of 261 amino acids.